UACUCUUUUGGCACAAUGGCUGCACUACUCCAGGAAGUUCUGUUAGUCUACCCUACACUUUCAUCCCCAACAUUAUCAGCAAAUGCGGCGAGCCGAGUCUGCAAUGCACUUGGACUUCUUCAGACUGUUGCAGCACACCGUCUGACCAGGACCCCCUUUUUAGCAGCUCAAAUUCCCCUGUACUUAUACCCAUUCUUGAACACUACCAGCAAGGCCAAAGCAUCGGGGCAGGAGCGGGAGCCGGAGCCGGUGUCGGCGCCCCCCGACGGCUCCCACCGGUACUGGUACCCCCAGAAGCAGGGCCACCGGUGCCACCACCGCCACCACUUCUCCCUCGGCGACGACGUCCACGCCCCCGCUCCUCCGGCCACCCGCGCCCGCGCCCGCGCCAGGAACGUCCUGGGCGGCGGCUGCGGUGGUCUGGGCGGCGCCUGCAGGGAGGAUCUGGGCUGCGGCGGCCGCGGGCUCGGCCUGUGCGGAGGCGGCAGCCCCACCCGCGGCUGCGACGGCGCCAGGACCCGCCAGGGCGGCCAGGGUGGCAGCAGCAGGGCGGAUCGGAGCGGGAGGGCCCGUGCCGGCGGCUGUAGCCCCGCCCGCGGCUGCGCCUGCGCCGGGAGGACCCGCGCCGGCGGCUGCAGCCAUCGCGACGGCGGCGUAGGGCGGCCGCGGGCCUCCCAGAGCACCAAGCGCGGCAGCAGCAGGGGAGGAAAGACUCCAACACUUUGCCUCGCUAGCCUUAAUGUCAUCGACGCUCUUGUUAAGGUAGAUGAUACAGAAGCUGUCAAUUUCCUGGUGACAAGUCAAGUAAUCCCUCUGUGCUUGAGAAUCAUGGAGACAGAUAGUGAGCUUCCGAAAAUCGUGGCCACUUCCAUCGUCAAAAAGAUCAUGCUAGACGAGUUCGGGUUGCAGUACAUCUGCGCCACCGCGGACCGUUUCUUCAAGGCAGCCACGGCUUUGGCGGCCAUGGUGAACGCGCUGGCCGAGCAGCCCUCCGCCAGGCUGCUGAAGCAUGUCGUCCGCUGCUACCUGAGGCUGACGGAUAACCCCAGGGCCCGUGACGCGCUGCAGAUUUGCCUUCCCCAAGCUCUGAAGGAUGGGACGUUCGACCACUGCCUUCAGGAUGACCCUGCCACAAUGUGCUGUCUCCAACAGCUGCUGGACAAUCUGGGUGCUCCUGGGGGCGGCGGCGGACCUGCGGCGGCUGGCGGUGGAGCACGUCAUUAUCCUGGGGCAGGCCCUGCGGCGGGCGGAAGCCGCGGAGGAGGAUCCUCGACACCGGCAGGCGCAGGCCCGAGUCGCGCGCCGUGGAUGUAAACUGCUAAGGCACGUUCUCAAAAAAAAAAAAAAAGAAGAGAGAGAGAGGAUGUAAACUGAUCCGGUUGCAGAACUCCCCCUUGCCAGAAUGCCGUGGAAGAUCCUGCGCUUGUCUAAAGAAGUGUUGUUCUGAAGAUUGUGAUCUUUUCCAGUAAAGAACAGAACUUCUGAACUAGUGUGUUGUUGUAAUAAUGAGCACUGCAAACUUGCAAAGGUUUGCAGUGGCUUGCACCA
Messenger RNA from Panicum virgatum (switchgrass), 1548 nucleotides. RefSeq names its product CCR4-NOT transcription complex subunit 9-like. Gene Ontology annotation, cellular component: CCR4-NOT complex; P-body; CCR4-NOT core complex. NCBI's taxonomy places the organism in Eukaryota, Viridiplantae, Streptophyta, Magnoliopsida, Poales, Poaceae. Gene Ontology annotation, biological process: negative regulation of translation; mRNA catabolic process. The coding region runs from base 16 to 1314 and encodes 432 amino acids. The record is from RefSeq and is a predicted model, not a curated record. The transcript is spliced from 11 exons.